This is a messenger RNA of Dissoconium aciculare CBS 342.82, 487 nucleotides long. RefSeq names its product ribosomal protein L35Ae. Gene Ontology annotation, cellular component: ribosome; cytosolic large ribosomal subunit. The transcript has 3 exons. Bases 75 to 404 code for a protein of 109 amino acids. The record is from RefSeq and is a predicted model, not a curated record. Gene Ontology annotation, biological process: ribosomal large subunit biogenesis; cytoplasmic translation. Lineage: Eukaryota; Fungi; Ascomycota; Dothideomycetes; Mycosphaerellales; Dissoconiaceae. Gene Ontology annotation, molecular function: structural constituent of ribosome.
AGACCACACAAGACCGGCCAUACAACCUCCGGUCCUCGACAAACCUUCGGAUCUUUCCAAUCGCCCACAUCACAAUGUCUGAGAGCAAGGGACACCGAUUAUACGUCAAGGGCAAGCACCUUUCGUACCAGCGCGGCAAGCGCAACACCAACCCAAACACCUCCUUGAUCCAGAUCGAGGGCGUGUCAGACUCCAAGGCCGCCUCCUUCUACCUCGGAAAGCGCAUCGCAUAUGUUUACCGGGCGAAGACGGAGAUCCGGGGGACGAAGAUCCGGGUCAUCUGGGGCAAGGUGACCAAGACACACGGCAACUCCGGCGUCGUACGAGCACAGUUCCGCAGCAACCUCCCGGCAAAGUCAUUCGGCGCGAUGGUGCGCAUCAUGCUGUACCCCAGCGCGGUAUAGAUACGAAACUUCCCUCUCACAUACACACAUUCAACCAUGACGUCUUUUUUUUCUCGAAUGGAGCAUUUGGAACCUGGCGCUGG